AUGUCCAACCUAAAUCCUCUGGACAAUACCUUACCCAAUAUUACACUACAUAGUAACGAAACCUCUCAAGCCAAUGGGGCUAAAGAGGAUAUAGAAAAUAGACACAAUGAAAGAGAUCAUGAGCCAACACCAUUUAGACCAGGCAACAGUAAUGGCAACAAUAACAAUAACUCAUUACAGGUGCCACUGAAUCCCCAGCCCAGACGCAAAAGAGGUUUAUCACUACGAUCACAGCUCUUUAAUAAAGCUUUCAAUAUACAAGAGGAUACACCACCACCACUGCUGCUGCUGCUGGUGCCACAACAGUCGAAAACCUCUUCUUCCAAUACACAGGGACCAGCUUCAGCUCCAGUUCCAGUUCCAUUAUCUUCUUCUUCAUCAUCAUCAUUUCAGAACCCACAACUCUCUCAUCAGCAAAAUUACCAGAUCCCACUAUCGGGAUCUACAACAACUACAUUUGAGCCACAAAAAGGUAUAGAACUCCAGGACAUUCCAAAAAACCAAAUCCAUUCACCACAACCGCCUCCGCUGAUCAAUAUCGAUGAAGCACCAGAACUUUUUUCUCCCAUCAACCCAACUGCAGUUAAAGGUGCUCACUACGACCCAUACAAUAGUCUUCUGGACGCACACUUGACAAAAUCUUCUUCCCACUUGACAAUGGAUAGCAUGAGGACAAGCAAUAGUACAAACUCCUUUAUUGCCAAAAGACAACGACUACACGGUGUUCCAAAGAAUAAAUUUUUGACCCAAUUGAAGGAAUUAAAAAACAAAUUACUAGGUAUCAAGAGUUUACCCAACACAGAGACAGGACGAAUAAUACCAUUAAGUGUAAACCCAGAGUCUGUGAAUUCAUACUACCAGGACGAAUACUACUCAACAAAAUUCAAAGGGUAUAUUGACGAACGAACAAAUCACACUUAUAUCAAUAACCUCAUCACAUCAUCAAAAUACACAGUCUAUUCCUUUUUGCCAAAGCAGUUAAAAGCCCAAUUUUCCAAAGUUGCCAACUGUUACUUUAUGGUGGUGGCAAUUAUGCAAAUGAUUCCAGGUUGGUCCACAACGGGUCACUACACCACAAUUAUACCACUAUGCAUCUUUAUGUCCAUUUCAAUUGCCAGAGAGGGAUUUGACGAUUGGAAGCGUCACGGCCAUGAUAAGGAAGAGAAUAACAAACUCACCACAGUCAUCAAAGAGGAUUUGGAGAUGAGCAGCUUUGACACACAUUCAAUAAACACUAUACUUACGGAGACCAUACCGGUAAAUAACAGCAGAAUGAAUUUAAAUGGGAAAACCCAGCUGUUGUCCGUCCAAAACAUUGCGUCUAACAAUUCCUCAUUAUCCGAUAUGGAAGAUUCUCUCACAAAUGAAAACUUGGCAUUUACCAAUAAGCACGCACUAAAACGCUACAAUCUAAAAGAAAUUCCUACAAAGUGGAAAAAUGUCAAAGUUGGAGAUAUUGUUAAGGUCAACGAAGACGAGUGGUUUCCUGCGGAUAUGAUUUUGAUUGCAACGAGCAAUAACGAUACGCAAGAAGCUUUUGUUGAAACAAUGGCUCUCGACGGAGAAACAAAUUUGAAAUCUAAAGUGCCGCAUAAGGAUUUAUCAGACAGGGCGUCUACAGUGCCUGGAUUGAAAAAUUUGCAUGCUCUAGUCACAACUGAGGAUCCUAACAUUGACCUAUACAAUUUCGAUGCCUCUUUUUCGAUGCACGAUAUGACAUUCCCACUUGGAUCAGAAAAUAUGGUUUAUCGUGGCAGUAUUUUGAGAAAUACCAAAGCUGUGCUUGGCCUAGUUGUGUUUACUGGUGAAGAAACCAAAGUCAGAAUGAAUAAUUUGAAGAAUCCUCGUACAAAGGCGCCAAAGCUACAGAAAAAUAUCAACUAUAUUGUAAUAUUUAUGGUGUUUGUUGUCAUUAUGUUAGCAGCAUUCUCAACAAUGGCACAACGACUUGAGUAUUUCAGCAAUAGGGAUGGCGCGUGGUAUUUGUAUAACCAGGAUGCCGGUGUUGCAGCCACUUUGAUGGGUUUUAUCAUCAUGUACAAUACGCUUAUUCCGUUAUCACUUUAUGUCACCAUGGAAAUUAUAAAAGUUAUGCAAUUGUGUUUCUUGCAAUUUGACAUUGAUAUGUACCAUAAGGAAUCAAACACACCUGCAGAUGCCAAGACUGCAACCAUAUUGGAGGAGUUGGGACAGGUCUCGUACAUAUUCAGUGACAAGACAGGCACUUUGACUGACAACAAGAUGGUAUUUAGGAAGAUGAGUGUGUGCGGAGUUAGUUUUCUACAUGAUCUAGAUUUAUUGCUUACGGAACGGUCGAAUCCAGAAGAAAACAAUGGAAUUGAUAAAUUGGUUCCGCGUACAAGUAUGCAUAUACCUCAGUCUUCUACCAAAAAGCAAGCAAAUCCAGAGUCAAUGGAGAUUGGAUAUAAUCCCAGAAUAAGCACAACUUCUUUGGCUAGAGAAAGCAUGGAUGUGCGCCAAUCUGGGGUCAGCACCAAGACAUGGGUAUCAACAGCACAACCACGUAAAUUGCAGGAUGCUACAAAUUCCUUGCAUUUGCUUAGAUACGUACAAUCGCAUCCACAAACAUUGUUUGCAAAGAAAGCGAAAUUCUUUUUGUUGUGUUUAGCACUUUGUAACACGUGUCUUCCUCGAAAAAAGGAUAAGAACAAAUGCAAAGACGGCAGUUCAACCUCAUCUUUGGAUGACGAAGAAGUGGAAAAGGAUAUGGGUUCCGUCGGUGAUAAUGACAACAACAAUAAUAAUGGUAAUAAUAACGAAAAUGACGACGACAAUAAUAAUGGUCAUGAUGAUUCUUCAAUAACUUAUCAAGCUGCUUCACCUGACGAGUUAGCUCUUGUUCAAGCUGCAAGAGAUUUGGGCUAUGUCAUGUUUGACAAGCGUUCUGAGAAAUUAACAGUCAAGACAUAUCCCCAUGGAUUUGACAAUGACCCAGUAUUUGAAGAGUACAAAGUCUUGGAUGUUAUAGAGUUUUCUUCUGCGAGAAAGAGAAUGUCCAUUGUAAUUAAAUUUCCGGAUGGACGCAUCUGUGUUAUUUGCAAAGGUGCUGAUAAUAUUAUAUUGGAAAAGCUUAAAAAUGCUAAAAUGGCCAAACAAAAGGCUAUGGAGAUUUCUGUCCAAACUACAGAGAGGAAAAUGGAAGAACAGGAUGUUAUUCUCCAGUCUAGAUUCUCUCAGGACAUUGAGUCUCGAGAAUCUGGUCUUUCUUUCCGCAAGAGCUUAAAUAUUGGUGGCGGUGCAGGUGGUGCAGGUGCAAGUGCAAAUUUUGGUGCCGGUGCCGGCGUCGGUGGUGAUUUUGUUCAUGGUAAUCCUUCUGGUACUAAUAGAGUCAACACUAUAGAUAGUGCCUUGAUGGGAGCCGAAGAAGAAGAGCGGGAAGUGGCAAUGAUUGCAGAGAAAGCUCGUAAAUCAUUACAUAUUCAACAAGCUCGGAAAUAUACUUUUGAAAUGAACGAGGAUGAAGGCGGAGCGCGUAAUUCAACUAAUGGAUAUGAUAAACAACAAACUCAUUCAGGCUCAGCAUUGCGUCUCAUUCCAAACGAUAAAUUACUUGUUAACGAAGAGUUUUUGAUUGAAAAAACUCUUGAACACAUUGAGGAGUUCUCUACAGAAGGAUUAAGGACGUUGUUAUACUCUUUCCGUUGGUUGGACAAAAACGAAUAUGAGUCAUGGCAUUCUGAAUAUGCAAAUGCAAAAGCUGCGUUGAGUGAGCGAACGAAAUUGGUUGAGGAAGUUGGAAGUAAGAUUGAAUGCAACUUGGAAUUGGUUGGCGCCACUGCAAUCGAGGAUAAACUUCAGGAAGGUGUGAGUGAAGCUAUUGUUAAACUUCGAAGGGCAGGCAUCAAAUUGUGGAUGCUUACUGGUGACAAGAGAGAAACAGCAAUCAAUAUCGGAUACUCUUGUAGAUUAAUCAAAGAUUAUUCUACAUUAGUGGUGCUAACCAAUGAUGAAGGGAUGCGGAAGAUUUGUGAGAACAUCAAGUCCACCUUGAGAGACUUGGAAGGAGGUCGAAUAGCGCAUUGUGUUUUGGUCAUUGAUGGAGCAACACUAGGCGAUGUUGAAGCGGAUCAAGAUCUAUUUGCAUAUUUCCUUGAGCUUUGCGUACAGGUAGACUCUACCAUUUGUUGUCGUGCAUCUCCAUCUCAAAAGGCUAACAUGGUGAGUGCUGUACGCAAAUUGAAAAAAUCGGCUGUAACUUUAGCAAUUGGUGAUGGUGCUAAUGAUAUUGCUAUGAUCCAAAGUGCCGAUAUUGGUGUUGGUAUAACGGGAAAAGAGGGUUUGCAAGCAGCAAGAUCUGCAGACUACGCGAUUGCCCAAUUUAGGUACUUGCUAAAACUUUUGUUAGUGAAUGGACGCUAUAACUAUGUGCGAACAUCAAAGUUUGUGCUUUGCACAUUUUACAAAGAGUUGUUAUUCUAUUUAACGCAAUGUGUUUAUCAACGAAGCACUUUAUUUUCAGGAUCAUCAAUGUACGAGAGUUGGUCAUUAUCCAUGUUCAACACUCUAUUUACAUCCUUACCAGUUAUUUGUAUAGGUAUGUUUGAUAAAGAUCUCAAGCCGGCGACACUUUUGGCAGUUCCUGAACUAUAUGCCAAAGGCCGUCUUUACCAAGCGUUUAAUCUAAGGAUCUUUAUCUCGUGGAUGGUUUUGGCUACAUUGCAAAGUGUUGGUGUCACUUUUAUGGCAUUUUAUUGUUGGGGGUUUACUGCAUUGCGCGACAAUACGACGUUUGCAUUUGGCUCAUUGAUGUUUGCCGUUAUGAUUAUAUUGAUCAAUGCCAAGUGUACGCUUCUCGAGAUGCAGAACCGUCAGUGGUUAGCAUUUGCUUCCUUCAUCAUAUCAGUUGGUGGGUUUGGCUUAUGGAACGUCUUGAUCAUGGCUUUGUACAAACUGAAACAAUCCACUAUUUACUUUGUGGCUGAUGGAUUAUAUGAGUGGGGACGUGACCAAAGUUGGUGGGCAUCGUUACUUAUUUUUUCGUUUGUGCCGUUACUAUUUGACAUUUUCAUCAAGAUUUUUAAAUUCAUGUUCAAACCUAGUGAUGACGAAAUUUUUAAAGUUUAUGAACAAGAUAUGGAGUUGCGGAGGAUAUUUGAGACAGCUGCAUAUAAAGAGUUGUGUCAAAGCUGGACGUGGCCUCGAGAUCCAUCGACAACAAAGGCAUUUUUGAGAAAAAUUUUAGUCAAAAUUGGAAUUUUGCGUGACAAACAAAGCACUGAAAAGGAAAAUCCAUCAGCUGAUAUUGAAUUGAGCAAUUAUUCUAAUUAUGAGCCUCAUUUAGACAUCCUGUCGUCUAUUAACCGCAAAAGAGCUGGUACAAACCAAUUAGACCACGAAUUACCUCCUAGUAGUGAUGGGUCUAAAAUUUAUGGCGAUGAUUUUGCAAGAACCAGUGACGACAAGUAUGAGACACUACCCAGUGGCAAGAGAAUCAAAAUCAAGCAACGUAAUAGGAAAUGGUCUCUUUCCAGAGCAUUGCGUAAACGUGGCAGCGCCAAUGGUGAUGAUGACGACGACGACGAUGUGGAUGCAAUCAUUGAUGCUAGAUUAAAAAACUUGAGAGAAGAAGAAGAGGGCCAUUGA
Lodderomyces elongisporus is the source of this 5604-nucleotide messenger RNA. It is a transcript of the gene DNF3, whose product is annotated as aminophospholipid-translocating P4-type ATPase. Gene Ontology annotation, molecular function: ATP binding; ATPase-coupled intramembrane lipid carrier activity; magnesium ion binding. The record is from RefSeq and is a predicted model, not a curated record. Bases 1 to 5604 code for a protein of 1867 amino acids. Lineage: Eukaryota; Fungi; Ascomycota; Pichiomycetes; Serinales; Debaryomycetaceae. The transcript has a single exon. Gene Ontology annotation, cellular component: plasma membrane. Gene Ontology annotation, biological process: post-Golgi vesicle-mediated transport; phospholipid translocation; endocytic recycling.